AUGUCACUUAAUCCUUACCUUCUCUUUAAGCGCAUUAUCUCGUCCACAAGGAAAAGUUUGGUCGUGGCAAUCUCAAUUUUGGCAUCGGGACUCAUAUUCGUCACCGUCCUUCGUCCUUCGUGGUCGUCCAACAUCUCAUUCAGCAGCCAACAGAUCUCGUAUAAAUGGGAAGAAAUGUUUCAAUCAGCGACGGCAGCCAUCAUUGCCAACACGUUGUCCAGCAGUAACAAGAAGCACGUCGUUGAUUGCGAUGCCCAAUCUACUGAUUGGGAUGCUCUACUGGACGAUGAGUCAUUAACUGGUGCUCAACUUGUGAAAUAUCUCAUGUGGACUAACCAUUCUUCGUGUCAGCUAUCUCACGACUUUGGUGGCGUGAUGAUGGACAAUCCAUCCGGAUUGGCUGGACAAAAGGCCGUCUGUAUCGAUCCGAGAGUGGCUCCCAAGCCGGGCAAAUGUCUCGUCUACUCCUUUGGCAUCCAGGAUGACUGGUCCUUUGAUGAGACAAUGGCUCGUUAUGGAUGUGAAGUGUUUGCAUUCGAUCCGUCGACAGGGAUGACGUCACACGACCACAGCCCAGGUAACAUCCACUUUCACGACUGGGGAUUGGGCGAUCGCGAUGAAUAUGACCAUCAUUUCAACUGGACAAUUCGUUCAUUGACAUCCAUCUACAAGAUCCUUUCGCCGCGUCACGGCAACAAAACAAUCGAUUACUUGAAAAUUGAUGUUGAAUAUUCAGAGUGGAUAGCAUUGCCUGAAAUCAUCAGUUCCGGAAUGUUAUCUAAAAUCCGUCAAUUAGGCAUAGAAGUUCACCUGGACAAAGACGCGUCGCUAGAAGAGCACCGCGUCUGGGCCAAGCUUUUGAGAUCGCUGGAGAAAAUGGGAAUGGUCCGCUUCGAUUCCGAAUACAAUCCGUGGUACGUUGGAAAUUUCACCAAGUUUCCAUUGUCAGCACCGUUGGGUUACGAGAUUGCGUGGUAUAAUAGUAACCUUUUGCAUCCGUUGUUUUAAUGUUGUGUUCGUGGAAUCUUCCUGUGGACAUCAGAAAUUGUUAAAAGCAAAUGAACAAUAAAUUCUUAUCUGAUUUUUGGGAA
Messenger RNA from Daphnia magna, 1091 nucleotides. RefSeq names its product methyltransferase-like protein 24. The record is from RefSeq and is a predicted model, not a curated record. Lineage: Eukaryota; Metazoa; Arthropoda; Branchiopoda; Diplostraca; Daphniidae. The transcript has a single exon. The coding region runs from base 1 to 1008 and encodes 335 amino acids.